Bradysia coprophila is the source of this 499-nucleotide messenger RNA. It is a transcript of the gene RpL36A, whose product is annotated as ribosomal protein L36A. Gene Ontology annotation, biological process: translation. The record is from RefSeq and is a predicted model, not a curated record. Gene Ontology annotation, molecular function: structural constituent of ribosome. NCBI's taxonomy places the organism in Eukaryota, Metazoa, Arthropoda, Insecta, Diptera, Sciaridae. Gene Ontology annotation, cellular component: ribosome.
CUAACACCACUAACUUGCACUGUGUCCACCACACAAAAAUUUUCAAGCAGUUUUAUAAUGUUGACAGCACUGUUCAAGCCUGGACAUUUUCUUUCUAUUUGAGCUGUCACACGGGAUAAGAGUGAAAAUGGUUAACGUACCGAAGCAACGUCGCACUUUCUGCAAAAAGUGCAAAUGCCACAAAUUGCACAAAGUUACCCAGUACAAGAAGUCCAAGGAACGUAAAGCGGCCCAAGGAAGACGUCGUUACGAUCGUAAACAGCAAGGUUUCGGCGGUCAAACCAAGCCUAUUUUCCGGAAAAAGGCUAAGACCACCAAGAAAAUCGUCUUGCGUAUGGAAUGUACAGAGUGCAAAUUCCGUAAACAAACACCACUAAAACGUUGCAAACAUUUCGAAUUGGGCGGUGACCGUAAGCGAAAGGGACAAAUGAUCCAAUUUUAAGCUCUUUGUGUUUGAUCUUUUAUUUUCCAUCAAAAUAAAUUUGAUAAUUCAAAGUUA